CUCUGCACCCUCAUCAACUCUGUGUCGCGUGUCAUACUGGACCCAACGGAGCCCGACAAUUCUCGGAUACUGAUGCAAGCAUUCUGACGCCCCGACGAUGAGUAUAAAGCCGUAUUGUAGCAUAUGUUGGGACAACCAUCCCUUGAGCGCGUUCAGAUUUCUGCCCUGCGGGCACGGAAUCUGCGUGGAAGUCCUCCGACACCUUCGGCCUGCCAGUGGCCCCCGCGUACGCGCUCGCUACGAAUGUCCUAUGUGCCGGGAACCCUUCCACAGUGGCAUAUCCAUCUAUAUCGAGUCGAGGGAUCCAGCUAGCGAUGCGUCGCAAGCCGACGGUAACGGCGAAGCCCCCUCGCAGCGAAGCUAUUCACCGGCAGUCUUGAAGCAGGCGACGUAUGUGAAAGAGAAGUUCGACAAGAUAGGCCCGGAUAGCAAGCCAGAGUCGGUUGUGCGGUCCGCCAAGGAGCUCGGGAAGGUGGUGAACGGGAUGGAAGAGGGUGACUGUGCAGUGAAGGCCCUCCUCUCGUCCAUCGCACUAUUGCUGGAGCGGCUUACGAGUGUUUUCGUGACGCUGGCCUUGCAAAAGAACAACGUAUCUUCUUUACAAUGCGCACUGCAGACUGCCCGGGAGGAAAACCGGCGUCUGCGCAGCGAAGUGCAGGAAGCCGAGAAGAAUGCGGACGGCGUCAUCAAGACCGCCCAAGCCGCCAGCGAACAGUUGGGCGACGCGAUGAAGGAAAUUGAGCAGCUGAAAGGAGAGCUUAGGGACCGAAAGAAGAAGCAUGCCGCGCAGCUAACCGAGAAAGUGGACGAAACCGCGGGUCUCUACAAGACCCUUCACGCUCACAAGGCGAAGGAAACCAAACAGGCGGAAAGGAUUCGAGACCUGAAGAAGCAGCUCGCCACGGCGCAGGAGGUGGCUACUCAUAACCGUAAUCGCCUUGUACUCGAGACACCUGCGUCAUCGCGUACAAAUACACGACAUAUGGAGAGUCUACGUCGUCCUGUAUCUUUCGAGGGCAAUGCUGAUCUAUGGGACGACGACACCGAGCCAUUAUUGUCCAGGCUUGACCUGGAUGAUGCAGACGAACCCCCACCACUGCCGCCCUUGCUCCCCACACCACCCGACGAUGUCCCAGAACGUUUACACCCACUGCAGUCCAACUUUACAAGCGAUUGGAACUUAGAGCUGCCAGUAAGCAAAACUAAACGCAAACGCACGCUGUCUGGGCUGGACCCCGAACCAUCACGAAAGCCAUUCCCGAUCAUGCUGGAUAACAAGGGGCGUCCGAAAGGUCCUGUACAGUUGGGGUCACGACAGAGGGAGAAAAUCGGCUGACAGGCUGUUGGCUCAAGUGCUGAGUGUUUGUCCAAUACGAAACCAAUAUGAAACGAUUGUAUAGUGAUUAGGACUAGGUGGAUGUAAUUUUAGUGCAAUGUCCGGUGAAUGCAG
Fomitopsis serialis is the source of this 1450-nucleotide messenger RNA. RefSeq lists its product as uncharacterized. The record is from RefSeq and is a predicted model, not a curated record. NCBI's taxonomy places the organism in Eukaryota, Fungi, Basidiomycota, Agaricomycetes, Polyporales, Fomitopsidaceae. The transcript is spliced from 5 exons. The coding region runs from base 98 to 1336 and encodes 412 amino acids.